Molecule: messenger RNA, 3816 nt
Organism: Trifolium pratense (red clover)
Lineage: Eukaryota; Viridiplantae; Streptophyta; Magnoliopsida; Fabales; Fabaceae
Product: glutamate receptor 3.6-like
Exons: 7
Coding region: 607-3426 (939 amino acids)
Cellular component (GO): plasma membrane
Molecular function (GO): glutamate-gated receptor activity
Source: RefSeq, a predicted model, not a curated record
AUCCACCCUGCAUUCAGCAAUUGACAUCAACUUCAUGGCAACUACUCUUUGUCCUUUUGUCGUUUUCACACACAAGUGGAUAAUUUUGAUCAAAGUUACCAAAGAAACAUAUGCCUAUGAUUUUGUUGUGCAGAGUGGCAUUCUUCAUUAUUGUCUUCAAGUGAAUGAAGAUAUUUCCUUACUGGAACCUUUCACUGUUCCAAAAAAUUUGAUGCUAUUGGCUUUGUGAAAACAAGAAUCAAAAGUGAAAGCAACAGCCAUAAUAGCAACACCUACCUCUCUCAAAGUGGGUACCAUUCAUUCAAUUCAUAUUUUCCACACAAAACAGUCCUUUUUUAAGAUCUAUCAUUUUCUUUAUUUAGUGUUUCUUUCCACGUUUUAUUAAUGUUCAGGUUUCCAAAAAUUGAUAUUUUUUCAACUGGGUAUAGUAAAGUUGAUUUUUUUUUCUUCAUAUGGGUAUGUAAAGUUUCUAUUUCUAUGCUCAAAAUUGAAGAGAACAUAAAGUUUUCUGCAUCAUUUUGCUGCUAAAUGUUGGUCUCAGCUAUCCAAACUACAGUUUCUUGAGCAGGGUGAUUGUUACUAGCUUUUCAAUAGGAAAUUGCAACUAUGAUUAGAGUUUGGAUUGUACUGUUGAUGCUUGUCUCCAAUUUGUUCUCUUCAAGUGUGGUUGGCUUGGAUAAUUCCACAGUACCUCCAGUUGUAAAUAUUGGGGUUCUCUACUCUUUCAAUACCAGUGUUGGUAGAAUAGUGAAAAUUGCGGUAGAAGCUGCGGUUGCUGAUAUAAAUUCUGAUCCUUCUAUUCUUGGUAAUACUAAGUUGAAUCUCUCACUGCAAGAAGAUUCCAAAUAUAGAGGCUUUUUGAGCAUUGCUGAGGCGUUGCAGCUCAUGGCGACACACACUGUGGCCAUUAUCGGUCCACAGACCUCUACAACAGCUCAUGUCAUAUCUCAUAUAGCAAACGAACUCCAGGUUCCUCUGUUAUCAUUUUCAGCAACUGAUCCUACUCUUUCUUCGCUUCAAUUCCCGUUCUUCAUUAGAACUGCCUUCAAUGACAUUUUUCAAAUGACUGCAAUAGCAGACAUUAUAAGCCACUUUGGUUGGAGAGAGGUUAUCGCAGUCUAUGGUGAUGACGACCAUGGGAGGAAUGGAAUUGGUGGGUUAGGGGAUAAGCUUGCUGAGAGACGUUGCAAGAUCUCGUUUAAAGCACCGAUGCCUCCUGAGGCAACAAGUGAGGAGAUUACUGAUGUGCUUGUUCAGGUGGCGUUGGCAGAAUCCCGGGUUAUAGUUCUUCACACAAGUACUGCUUGGGGUCCAAAAGUGUUGAGCGUGGCAAAGUCUCUUGGAAUGAUGCAAAAUGGUUAUGUUUGGAUUGCUACUACUUUUCUCACAUCUUUUAUUGACAUAGAUAGUCCUCUCUCUUCAGAAGAAAUGGAUAACAUGCAAGGAGUUAUUGCACUAAGAAUGUACAUACCAGAUUCAAAGCUCAAAAGAUCGUUCUUUUCUAGGUGGACGAAUUUGACUAGUGGAAAGGAGGGAAACGGUCCUCUUGGUUUGAGUACUUAUGGUAUCUUUGCUUAUGAUACUGUUUACGUUCUUGCUCGUGCCCUUGAUACAUUUUUCAAACAAGGGAACCGAAUUACAUUUUCGCCCGAUCCAAAGAUAUCACAAAUAAGUGGAGACAGCUUGCAUCUUGAUGCUGUGAAAAUCUUCAAUGAAGGAAAUCAGUUGCGCAAAAGUAUUCACGAGGUUAACAUGACUGGUGUAACAGGUCCAUUCAGGUAUACAUCUGAUGGAAACCUUGCUAAUCCAGCAUAUGAGAUCAUCAAUGUGAUUGGAACAGGGACUCGCAGGAUCGGUUAUUGGUCUAAUUACUCUGGAUUAUCAAUUGUUCCUCCAGAAACACUUUAUUCAAAACCACCUAAUCGUUCCAUUGAAAACCAAAAGCUACUCACUGUGUUUUGGCCAGGUGAAACAACCCAGAGACCUCGCGGUUGGGUUUUUCCAAACAAUGGAAAGAUGUUAAAAAUCGGAGUACCGAAAAGGGUUAGUUACCGCGAAUUUGUUUCUCAGGUACAAUCCACCGACACGUUCAAGGGAUUCUGCAUUGAUGUAUUUCUUUCUGCAGUAAACUUGUUGCCCUAUGCUGUCCCCUAUAAGUUUAUUCCAUAUGGUGAUGGUCAAAGUAAUCCUAGUAACACCGAGCUUGUGCGCCUGAUCACUACCGGGGUCUUUGAUGCUGCAGUAGGUGACAUUACAAUUACUACAGAAAGAACAAGGAUGGUGGAUUUUACUCAGCCAUAUAUAGAGUCUGGUCUAGUGGUCGUAGCAUCGGUUAAGAAGACGGAUUCCAAUGCUUGGGCAUUUCUGACACCAUUUACACCAAUGAUGUGGACUGUAACAGCUAUCUUUUUCCUACUAGUGGGAGCUGUUGUUUGGAUUCUAGAGCAUAGACUGAAUGAUGAUUUUAGGGGACCUCCUAAAAAACAAGUAGCCACAAUUUUAUGGUUUAGUUUUUCAACUAUGUUCUUCGCUCACAGGGAAAAUACUGUAAGCACUCUUGGUCGUUUUGUGCUACUUAUAUGGCUAUUUGUAGUACUAAUAAUCAACUCGAGUUACACUGCAAGCCUGACGUCAAUCCUCACAGUGCAACAACUUUCUUCACCUAUAAAAGGAAUUGAAAGUUUAGUAAAUAGCAAAGAGCCCAUUGGUUACAUGCAGGGUUCUUUUGCCCGGUCAUAUUUAAUUGACGAAAUCGGUAUUCAUGAAUCCAGACUAGUUCCUCUAAAAACACCUGAAGAAACUAUGAAAGCACUGGAGAAAGGUCCCCAAAAGGGUGGUGUUGCUGCAUACAUUAACGAGCGUGCUUACAUAGAGCUCUUCCUUUCAAGCCGGUGUGAUUUUUCUAUUGUAGGUCAAGAGUUUACCAGAAAUGGUUGGGGAUAUGCCUUUCCACCAGACUCACCAUUAGCGGUUGACCUGUCAACUGCCAUUUUAGAGUUGGCAGAAAAUGGAGAUUUACAAAGAAUCCAUGACAAAUGGCUUUUGAGCAGUGCUUGUCGAUCACAAGGUGCAAAGCUUGAAGUGGAUAGACUCAAUCUCAAAAGCUUUUGGGGCCUCUAUCUAGUUUGCGGUUUGGCAUGUUUCCUAGCUCUCCUAAUAUAUCUUAUUCAGACCAUGAGGCAGUACAAGAAACACAAUCCAGAGGAACUUGAGUCUUCUGGCCAUGGUUCUGGAUCUUCACGUCUGCGGACUUUCCUUUCAUUUGUAGAUGAAAAAGAAGAUGCAGUUAAGAGCCGCAAGAGAAGGCAAAUGGAGAGGAUGUCAUAUAGAAGCACAAGUGAGGUUGGAUCCAACAUCAUCUCCAAUAAAGAUUUGUCUCGAUCAUCGACAUCAUUAAACAGAAUUGAUUCUGCUAAUGAAGUCUGACCAACUGUUGCAUGUUUACUUUUACCCUAAUAUUUUGGAUCCACUGCAGUCAAAUCUGCAUUCCCUAAUGCAGCUGCUGGGUUCCUACUACAUUUCUUUUACUUAGAGUAAAUAUAUUUGUAGGAUAUAUCAACUUGUGCCUGACUGUAGUGUAAUUUCUGGGCGUCGGUAUAGAACAAGAUCCCUUUGCAAUUUUUAUUCUUACCUGUGGUUUCUGUAGUAUAUAUAAUAUAUAAUUUAGAACAGAGUCACCUCAUUAUUAUUUAAAAUGCAAUAGACCAAUUGGUGGCUCCAUUCUCUUUGUUGUAGCAUAACAGCUAAUAUUUACUCGGCACAGUAAAUUGUUAGGUCUCUGGUAUAAUUGAUAUCACAAUGUAAGCCUUUUUACCA